This is a messenger RNA of Toxorhynchites rutilus septentrionalis, 1759 nucleotides long. RefSeq names its product snRNA-activating protein complex subunit 3 (gene Pbp49). The transcript has 2 exons. Gene Ontology annotation, molecular function: RNA polymerase II cis-regulatory region sequence-specific DNA binding; bent DNA binding; core promoter sequence-specific DNA binding. Gene Ontology annotation, biological process: snRNA transcription by RNA polymerase III; snRNA transcription by RNA polymerase II. Bases 569 to 1735 code for a protein of 388 amino acids. Lineage: Eukaryota; Metazoa; Arthropoda; Insecta; Diptera; Culicidae. Gene Ontology annotation, cellular component: snRNA-activating protein complex. The record is from RefSeq and is a predicted model, not a curated record.
CCACUCAGUGUCGCACUGGAGUCGAUUUUGACCAGUAAUUGGACAUUAGCGACUGGUGGCGACUUUCGAUGUGGGGCCAUAAUUUGGGCCCCGAACUCAAUAUUUACAAAAAUGUCCAAUUAAAGGUAAACAUGUCUAAUUAAACAUGUUGCAUCACAGAUCUGUUCAAUCAGCUUAAUGUUGAUUCAGAUGUAAAUUACUGUACAACCAAAUCAAAACAAAAGCCGAGACACAAAGUCCAGACAAAAACCAAACGAGCCGUCCGUCUCCGUCAAUUAUUCUUUUCUACAAAUCCUGCCGGUCGUUUUCGUUGAACGUAUGCUGCCGGGUCGUUACGUUGCUGGUGUAUGUGAAUGUUUUCAUGAGAAUUGCAUGGUAGAAUCAUUGACGUAUCGUGACGUGCCGGGACGUGAACGUGACGUGUAUGUUGUAUGUGAAUCGCACUUAAAUCAGCGCCAUUCUCUUUGUUUCUCUUUACUGCAAAUAAACAUUGCUUAUCAAAUGCAUUGUGGAUGCAUUUAAAUAAAAAAGUAUUAUUCUACUUGGUUUUUGUGCAAAGAGACCUAGAAUGGACCAAAUUUACAAACCGAAAUGUACCAAUAUAAUAUCUGUCAAAAAGAGCCUACAGGAAUUUCAACAGCAAUUGUUACCGACAGGAUCGGAUAGCAUUCCAGCGACAGAGGAGGAAAUCGCAGGAUGUAUAAAAUUCGACGGCACGAAUAGUCAAUUCAACGACCUGUUGCAAUCUGUGGAUUUAGAGCAUAAUCUUUCGAGUACUAAAGAUUUGCGGGUUGUACCAUUUCAUCCGGCUCGCGUGCAGAAUCUUCAAAAACAGGUUGAUAUCCCAGAGAAAGCGCUCAAAUUCAAUUGUGUGCAAAAUGCCGUCAAAAUUACUGGGAGACUUAGAAAAAAUCUUGAUUCCAAAAUUCGUUACAACAAACAUAAAUAUUCUGUAAUGCCUCGGGAAGAAUCUGAUAUUGAACCUUAUACCGAGAUGUUACUUAAAAUUCGGUUUUAUGAGCCGUUUAAGUACAAACCGGGUAUCCGACUUGGUCAUCCAAAAUUUCACCAAGAAUUCUUCGUGCUGGGAUCACAAGGUUUAUGUGAGCUGAGAGACAAAAUCUAUUGUCAGUGUGAUUUGGGUCCGUUUUACGAUAUCAGCACGAUCCCGAAUGAUGCAAUGAAGUCUCCUGAGCGCGACGAUUCAAAACCUAAUCCUGGUUUCUUUUUUGUUCACGAUACAUUUUACAACGAUACGAGGAACAAGGAAAAUCCCGAUUAUUCCGAGGUGAUUUGUAACUGGGCGGAAAGACAGAAAUACAUCGGACAACUUAAAACCAAAAAGAUGGAAGAGGCCAAAUUCGAGGAUCUCGUUUUCCGAUUGGGCUAUCCACAGGUAUAUCAACAUCACGGAAACUGCGAGCACCUAUUUGUUAUAUCUGAUUGCCAAUUGUUGACCGCUUCCGAUGUGCUAGUACGCAAACGUUACCCGAUCCUGAAUUCUUACGCCUUUCCGCGAUCGAUUCCUUGCAACAUAUGCGGACACUGCGAAGCAAACUUCAUCGUUAAGAAUAGUGAUCAGCAUAUAUUCGAUCCAGCCUAUAUUUGUCAGGUAUGUUUCGAGUCGUAUCACUAUAAAGACGGGAAGAAACUUGGCGAAUUCGAAGCUUUUCGAUUUCUAGGCACCAAAAUUGCUGUUAAAGACGACGAAACUGAAAUUGAAAGUCGCAUUUAAAUAAAAAAAAAUGUAUUUAUUGUA